AUGUUCCGUCACAGCGUGCGGCGCCUCGCCAUCGCGGCGGCCAAGGCUGCUGAGCCCAGCGCCUACACUGUCGCUGUGUCGAGCGCCCAGGGCGUCUCCAAGGGCUUGACUGGAGCUAUCGGCAACACGCCCCUCAUUCGCCUCAACAAGCUCUCCGAGGAGACGGGCUGCGAGAUUCUCGGAAAGGCCGAGUUCAUGAACCCCGGAGGCUCCGUCAAGGACCGCGCCGCCCUGUACGUCGUCAAGGAUGCCGAGGAGCGCGGCCUGCUGCAGCCCGGCGGCACCGUCGUCGAAGGUACUGCCGGUAACACGGGCAUCGGCUUGGCCCACGUCUGCCGGUCCCGCGGCUACAAACUCGUCAUCUACAUGCCCAACACCCAGUCGCAGGGCAAGAUCGACCUGCUCCGACUCCUCGGCGCCGAGGUCUACCCCGUCCCCGCCGUCGCCUUCGACAACCCGGAGAACUACAACCACCAGGCCCGCCGCCACGCCGAGCGCCUCGAGAACGCCGUCUGGACCAACCAGUUCGACAACACUGCCAACCGGAGGGCGCACAUCGAGACCACCGGCCCCGAGAUCUGGACUCAGACCCAGGGCAAGGUCGAUGCCUUCACCUGCGCCACCGGAACUGCGGGCACCCUGGCGGGCAUCACUCGUUACCUGAAGGAGGUCUCCAACGGCCGCGUCAAGAGCUUCCUCGCCGAUCCCCCCGGCAGCGUGCUGCACUCGUACAUCAGCUCCGGCGGCAAUCUCAUUGAGCGCAGUGGCUCCUCCAUCACCGAGGGCAUCGGCCAGGGCCGCAUCACCGACAAUCUCCAGCCCGAUCUUGACCUGAUUGACGGUUCUAUGACUAUUGCCGACGAGAAGAGCAUCGAGAUGGUCUACCGCUGCCUCGACGAGGAGGGUCUGUACCUGGGCGCCAGCUCCUCGCUCAACGUCGUGGCCGCGAAGGAGGUGGCCGAGAAGCUCGGCAAGGGCAACACCGUCGUCACUGUCCUCUGCGACGGCGCCUACAGAUAUGCCGACCGGUUGUUCUCACGCACGUGGCUGACUGAAAAGAAGCUGCUGGGUGCUAUUCCCAAGCACCUGGAGAAGUACAUUGUUCUACCAUAG
This is a messenger RNA of Ilyonectria robusta, 1113 nucleotides long. Its product is annotated as tryptophan synthase beta subunit-like PLP-dependent enzyme. Lineage: Eukaryota; Fungi; Ascomycota; Sordariomycetes; Hypocreales; Nectriaceae. Gene Ontology annotation, molecular function: cysteine synthase activity. The transcript has 2 exons. Bases 1 to 1113 code for a protein of 370 amino acids. Gene Ontology annotation, cellular component: cytoplasm. The record is from RefSeq and is a predicted model, not a curated record.